GCGCGCGCCUGCUUGUCCUUCCCUCUCACUCCUCUGCCAUGAGCUCCAGAUGCCCCAGAUGUGAGAAGCCAGUGUUCUUCGCGGAGAAGGUGAGCUCUCUGGGGAAGAACUGGCACCGUUUCUGUCUGAAAUGUGAACGCUGUAAUAAGAUUCUCUCUCCUGGAGGCCAUGCUGAGCAUGACGGGUUGCCAUACUGUCACACACCCUGCUAUGGAACCAUGUUUGGUCCAAAAGGUGUGAAUAUUGGAGGAGCGGGGUCUUAUAUUUAUGACACACCCACUCAGACACUAUGUGAUGGAUCUUUAGAGGUUUCACCCACGACACCAUGGUCCAACUCUCACAUCGAGCAUCAUCAGCCCAAAGUACCAGCUGCCCCGAUACGAAUGUUUUCCGGCGAGACGUCUCUGUGUCCCGGCUGCGGGAAAGUCGUUUACUUUGCGGAGAGAGUGAUGUCACUGGGUCGUAACUGGCACCGACCGUGUCUGCGCUGUGAGAGGUGCAAAAAAACACUGACCUCUGGAGGACACGCUGAGCACGAAGGUCGGCCGUAUUGUCACGUGCCCUGCUACGGCUACCUGUUUGGGCCAAAAGGUGUGAACAUUGGUGAGGUGGGCUGUUACGUUUACGAGCAGGACGCGAACGGAGAGAACGAGAUUCUCAGUUAAUUCACAACGAGCUGAAAUUCAGCUGAAUCAUAUCCAGGACCAGGAAUAUUUUCACCUCCAUAUCAACACAAAUAUUUUUAUUUUUAAUGAAUAUUCAUGAAUAAUAAUCAUCUGGAAAAUGUUAAACGAUUUAAUAUUUUACAAACUGAAUUUGAUAAAAACUCCUGCAUCAGUAAAAAUCCCCACAAACACCCAGACGUGAUGUUACACACUUUAAUAAUGUUCAAGUUUUAUAAUCACGUCCUGUAUAUUUACAUUUAUUAAAAACAUCAGUAAUGAGAAUUAGCUGCAGCUCAGAGCUGAGGAUUUAUACCAUCAACUGUAAUGUGCACAUUCAUCAAUAAAAUUAUAAAAUGUU
Messenger RNA from Neoarius graeffei (lesser salmon catfish), 1023 nucleotides. It is a transcript of the gene crip3, whose product is annotated as cysteine-rich protein 3. NCBI's taxonomy places the organism in Eukaryota, Metazoa, Chordata, Actinopteri, Siluriformes, Ariidae. The record is from RefSeq and is a predicted model, not a curated record. The coding region runs from base 39 to 665 and encodes 208 amino acids. The transcript is spliced from 7 exons.